Molecule: messenger RNA, 1202 nt
Organism: Cynara cardunculus var. scolymus (artichoke)
Lineage: Eukaryota; Viridiplantae; Streptophyta; Magnoliopsida; Asterales; Asteraceae
Product: riboflavin synthase-like
Exons: 1
Coding region: 33-893 (286 amino acids)
Biological process (GO): riboflavin biosynthetic process
Molecular function (GO): riboflavin synthase activity
Source: RefSeq, a predicted model, not a curated record
CAAGAUUCAUACACCAAGAAGCUCCUUCAACAAUGGCGGUUUCAUUCGUCUCUGGUAUCUCAAUCUCAAAAACCCUCAUCAAAAGAUCAACUCCCAUCCCCAAAUUCCCAGUUCAAAAUCACCUCAACACACCCCAAAACUCUCUCAGAUCAACCUCUGCAGCAUAUCUCAAGCCUAAACUCCCCCUGUCUCUCAUCUUCAGAUCCCACACACAAAAACCACUUACCCUUCACACCCACCAACAAACCCAAAUCAAAUCCCUCUUCACUGGAAUCGUCGAAGAAAUGGGACAAGUCCGGCAACUGGGUUUCGACGAAUCCGGCCGAUCGUUCGACAUGACAAUCCAUUCACCAACCGUCCUACAAGACGUCAAUCUCGGCGACAGCAUAGCCGUAAAUGGCACUUGUUUAACCGUCACAGAAUUCGACCCCAAACGAUUGGAAUUCACAGUCGGAGUGGCCCCGGAGACCUUAAGACUGACCUCACUGAUGGAAUUGGAACAGGGUUCAGUGGUUAAUUUGGAGCGAGCUGUGAAACCCUCGACAAGAAUGGGCGGGCAUUUUGUUCAGGGGCAUGUGGAUGGUACAGGGGAGAUAGUUUCGUUGGUGCCGGAGGGAGAUUCGUUGUGGGUUAAGGUGAAAACGUCGCCGGAGGUUUUGAAAUUCAUCGUACCAAAGGGGUUUAUUGCGGUGGAUGGGGCUAGUUUGACGGUGGUGAAGGUGUUCGAUCAAGAGGGGUGUUUUAAUUUCAUGUUGGUUGAGUAUACACAAAAAGAAAUUGUGAUUCCAUUGAAGAAAAUUGGGCAGAAGGUGAAUUUGGAAGUGGAUAUAUUGGGGAAAUAUGUGGAGAAGCUUCUUAGCAGUGGAUUUGUGGAGAGUAUCAAAUCAAGAUGAUGAUGAUGAUCCCAUUUGAGGUACUUUUUUCCAGCUUUUUUGGUUUGAUCUUGAACAGCAAUGUUUGUGUAAUAAGUGUUGAAUGAUUUGAGCUUUUUAUCCUGGUGAAUUUCGAAUAGAAGUUGGUUUUGAAAUCUUGUGUUGGUGAUCAUAGACUUCUAAAAUGGAGUUCGCAGGAAAUAGAUAUUGUUAUCUUGUAAACUCGGUGCUUCCAUUCCAUCCUGUAUCUGGUUUCCUAUUUGAGCAAACUUUACACUGUUUUUACAUUGAUUCAUAUUUUAGGUAAUGUAAUUUUAUACAUUUGUUUUA